Molecule: messenger RNA, 4382 nt
Organism: Ornithorhynchus anatinus (platypus)
Lineage: Eukaryota; Metazoa; Chordata; Mammalia; Monotremata; Ornithorhynchidae
Gene: COG3
Product: component of oligomeric golgi complex 3
Exons: 23
Coding region: 13-2490 (825 amino acids)
Biological process (GO): Golgi organization; intracellular protein transport; intra-Golgi vesicle-mediated transport
Cellular component (GO): cis-Golgi network; membrane; COG complex
Source: RefSeq, a predicted model, not a curated record
GGAGGGGCGGCCAUGGCGGAGCCGCCGGCGGAGGCGUCGGACGGGGCGACGCGGGAGAAGCCGUGGCUGUGGGAGCGGAGGCCCGGGGCGGCGGCGGCCGCGGCCCUCACCGACAGGCAGGCGGCCUCCGUGCUGGAGCUGAAGGCGGCCGCCGACAGCCUGCCCGUGCCCGCUGAGCUCCCUAUUGAAGACCUGUGCAGUUUGACAUCCCAGUCGCUUUCUGUUUCACUGACGUCGGUGGUGCCAGAGUCCACGGAGGACAUCCUCCUGAAGGGGUUUACCUCCUUGGGCAUGGAAGAAGAAAAAAUAGAAACGGCACAGCAGUUCUUCUCUUGGUUUGCCCAGCUGCAGACGCAGAUGGAUCAAGCUGAAGGAGUUAAGUACAGACAGAUGAGGGAUUACUUGUCCGGAUUUCAGGAGCAGUGUGACGCAAUAUUGAAUGAUGUGAACAGCGCUCUGCAGCAUCUCGAGUCAUUGCAGAAACAGUAUCUCUUUGUGUCCAUGAAGACGGGAACUUUGCACGAAGCCUGUGAGCAGCUCCUGAAAGAGCAGUCAGAACUCGUUGACUUGGCUGAAAAUAUUCAACAGAAACUUUCAUAUUUUAAUGAAUUGGAAAGUAUCAAUACAAAACUGAAUUCCCCUACAUUGUCCGUGAACAGUGAAGGAUUUAUUCCCAUGCUGGCUAAACUAGAUGAUUGUAUCACAUAUAUUUCAUCUCAUCCUAAUUUUAAAGACUAUCCCGUGUAUUUACUGAAGUUUAAACAAUGCCUGUCUAAAGCUAUGCAUCUUAUGAAGACAUACACUGUGAACACACUACAGAACCUCACAAGUCAGUUAAUGAAAAGGGAACCUUCCUCUGUGCCGAAUUCAGACAACGCCUUCACGCUCUUUUAUGUAAAAUUCCGAGCUGCCGCUCCCAAAGUCCGAGGUCUUAUUGAACAAAUCGAGCAGCGAUCGGAGAAAAUACCCGAAUACCAACAGGUGCUAAGUGAAAUCCAUCAAUGUUACCUUGAUCAAAGGGAACUUCUCCUGGGCCCUAGCAUUGCUAGUACUGUAGCAGAGCUAACCAGCCAGAACAACAGAGAUCAUUGUGCAUUGGUGCGCAGUGGCUGUGCCUUUAUGGUUCACGUUUGCCAAGAUGAACACCAACUUUACAACGAGUUUUUCACAAAACCAACUUCAAAACUGGAUGAACUUUUGGAGAAACUGUGUGUGUCAUUAUAUGAUGUCUUCAGGCCAUUAAUCAUCCAUGUUAUUCACCUAGAGACUCUGUCUGAACUCUGUGGGAUUCUUAAAAACGAGAUUCUCGAAGACCAUGUACGGAACAAUGCUGAGCAACUGGGGGCAUUUGGUGCCGGAGUGAAGCAGAUGUUGGAGGACGUGCAGGAGCGGCUUGUCUAUCGAACACACAUCUAUAUCCAGACGGACAUUUUGGGGUACAAGCCCGCCCCGGGGGACCUGGCCUAUCCCGAUAAGUUGGUCAUGAUGGAGCAAAUUGCCCAGAGUUUAAAAGAUGAACAAAAGAAGCUUUCCUCUGAGGCCUCAUUUUCAGAUGUUCGGCUAGAAGAUUCAGAAUCCAACAACGUAAUUAGAUCUGGCACAGCAGAGCCCCUCAAUCCCAGACCACAAACCACCAUUUCACCAGCUGACCUCCAUGGGAUGUGGUACCCUACUGUCCGGAGGGCUCUCGUUUGCCUUUCCAAACUGUACCGCUGCAUAGAUAAGGCAGUGUUCCAAGGAUUAGCACAGGAAGCUUUGUCGGCCUGCAUUCAAUCCUUACUGGGAGCGGCGGAUUCCAUUGCCAAAAACAAGACGCAGAUUGACGGACAGCUUUUCUUAAUUAAGCACCUCUUGAUUCUUCGAGAACAAAUUGCUCCGUUCCACACAGAAUUCACCAUUAAGGAGAUUUCCCUGGACCUUAAGAAAACUAGAGAUGCGGCGUUUAAAAUCCUGAAUCCUAUGACUGUUCCAAGAUUUUUUAGGCUGAACAGCAACAAUGCCUUGAUAGAGUUCUUAUUGGAGGGUACUCCAGAGAUAAGAGAACAUUAUCUCGACUCCAAAAAAGACGUAGACCGCCACCUGAAAUCAGCUUGUGAGCAGUUUAUUCAGCAGCAGACCAAACUGUUUAUAGAGCAGCUGGAGGAAUUCAUGACAAAGGUGACAGCAUUGAAAACCAUGGCCAACCAAGGAGGCCCCAAGUAUAAUCUCUCCCAGCAGCCUUGGGCCCAACCAGCCAAGGUGAACGAUCUAGUGUCGAGUGCCUACAAAAGGAUAAAAACCAAGCUUCCGUCGACGUUACGAAGCAUGGCAUUAUACUUAUCCAAUAAAGACACCGAAUUCAUCUUGUUUAAGCCCGUUAGGAACAACAUCCAGCAAGUGUUCCAGAAGCUCCAUGCUCUGUUGAAGGAGGAAUUCAGCAGUGAAGACAUCCAGAUCAUAGCUUGCCCUUCUAUGGAGCAGGUGAACCUGCUGCUGUCGGUGUCCAAAUAACCAGGCCAGUGAGGCGGUGGGAAGCAGAUUUCAACGGAUUGCCAGGCAAAGAGUCUCACAGCUCCAAGGAAACAGCGGAAAGGCCUACGCCACCAUCCCGUCUGCUUUAAAGUCCCCCGUGCGGCUCAGCGUCUGUUACAGAAUGACGGUAGUGUAAAAGAGUGUUCAAAACUAGUGUACCCUUCCUAGCACGCUUGAAAAGCCAAAGAUUCAUUCGCCAGUGAACGUCCAUUACUGCCUCUCGUCAUCUGAUUUAAAAUGGCUAUAAGAAAUGUAAAUCUUGAGAUUUAAACUCUUGUGACCUGCAGCGGGAUGGAUCUCGGAGAAAAAAAGGGCAAUGAAAACAGGGUUACAAGUGUCAGCGGGGUUGGGGGAGGAACUUCAAAGGGCUGAGGGGAAUCGUUUUUUAUAAUGGUGGUUGCUGCUGCUCCUUUUGGAAUUUAGCACUUCAAGUGAGUAAUCCCAGAAAUGCUACCUUGUCCCCAUUAUUUAACACUGCCUCGAGACUUCAGAGUGCAUUCUUUUGGGGUGAAGAUGGGGUGUUUUUCAGAACAGGUUUUAAUUUUCUUUGAAUUUUCAGGGUGGGGGUGGUUACCUCCUGCAUCAAUGUUUGAUGUAAAAGAUUUUGAGAGAGCAGGCCUGGAACAAGGCUGUGAUUCGAAAGAAAAAUGGCUACUGCCCCCUUGGAACAGAUCGGCUGGUAAACCUACCUGGGCGUGGCGGCCGGGACCGGGGAAGGAAGAGCCCAGAUGAAGGCUGCCAGUUUCUAAAAGAAACACAAAUGGGAGCAUGUUAAUGGAGGAAUAGAGCAGGCCGAAUCCGCGGAUUGGGGUGACCGCUCUCAGUGGCUCGCAGGGGCGACGGGUCAGGCUUUGUGACGGCACUUUGACGCGGGGUGUGUUGAGCGAGGGUGCUGGGAUCACCCCACUUGACUCUGCAGGAUGGAGAAAUUUAGGUGAAAGGGAUGAGGAUGAUGGCGGUGAGAAGGCACGAGGGCUAGCACCCUAAAACCCACUUCUGUAAAUCAGGGAUCACGAGAGAAAUUUGGCCGGUAGGGCUGACUUGACAACUGAGAGCAGGGGAGUGAAGACAGUGUGAUUGAGGUCCAAAAAAGAUAAAAGUUUUAGGUGAAUGUUCAGCUGCACGUCUAGCACUGAAGCAAAUAAAAGGUCUGGAACCACCCGCGCCAACCUACAAACCAUAGCUCAGUAAUAUAUUGACUUUUUAGGUCAGGUCUCUGCGUCUCUUCAUGUAGCAAUGUUGUGGAUCUUCUAGUUGAAGGGUCACCUAUUUUCAAGUGAUUUUUUUUGAUUGGUGGUAGAUUAUUUUUUUAAAAAAAGGUCCUCAGUUUUGGAGGAGGUGUCGGUGGUGGCAGGGAAGGAAGGGGAGGAGCGAGGCCUCGAUGCAGCAUUGGAAAAGUCAACUACCGAAGAAUGUUGUAUGCCUCCUCCCGUCUCUUGUUGUGAUAACUUAGAACGUAGACUGUAUAUUAUCCAAAUCUGUGUAAUAUAUGUACAUUUGGUCCUACUUUUAGUCUUUUACAAGAGAAAUGAGGGCAUGAUUAUUGUACAGAGCUAUGACCGAUUUAAUAUGAUGUAUAGAGGAGGGGGCACUCAGAAGGGUAAAGCUAUUUCAUGGCACUCACUUUUGUGUCUGGAAUCUUUCACUUCCUAAAAACUCCGAAACACUGCUCAGUGCUCAUGGAGAAUAGCGAUCGUACCUGUUUCGCUAAAGGGAGAUUUGUUUAAAAAUUGUACAGUUUCAACUAUUUACUUAUACAAAUAGUGUAUAUAAUUUCAAGAGAUUAAUUUAAGAUGCUUUAUAUUAUCUCGCUAGAAAUUUGCAAUUUUUAAUAAAUGUGGAUUUUUUAAAAUAAAAAAUGUUGCUUCCUA